Molecule: messenger RNA, 694 nt
Organism: Amorphotheca resinae ATCC 22711
Lineage: Eukaryota; Fungi; Ascomycota; Leotiomycetes; Helotiales; Amorphothecaceae
Exons: 2
Coding region: 137-694 (185 amino acids)
Biological process (GO): protein acetylation
Molecular function (GO): N-acetyltransferase activity
Source: RefSeq, a predicted model, not a curated record
UGACAAGUGGGCAUAAGGAUCUUGGAAUUGAAAACCCCAGCCAUAAAGCUCUGGACAGUAUACGCAGAAAAAAACCCCAAGAAUUCCCCAUCAAGAAAAGGCUGCCGUCCAACAAGCGCCUCAUACACGGUCCAAAAUGGCCCCUCAAGGAGUUGUCGUCCGUCACGCAGUCCGUGAAGACGUGCCCGUCAUCCUGCAAUUGAUCCAAGAGCUCGCCGACUACGAAAAGGAAUCCGACGCCGUCGAAGCCACGCACGAAUCGCUCCUCAACACCCUCGCGUUCGCGCCGUCCGGGCUCGUCUCCCCGCAGAACACCACGCAGUCCGAGGGCGACAGCACGUCUGCCUCGCGGCCGGCCCGCGCGCUUCUCAUCUUCACCCCGUCGGGUCGGCCGGCGGGUCUGGCGCUGUAUUUCUAUAAUUAUAGUACGUGGCGGGCGAGGCCGGGCAUCUACUUGGAGGAUCUGUUUGUAAGGGAGGCGGAACGGGGCAAUGGAUAUGGGCAGAGGUUACUGGGGGAGUUGGCUAAGGAGGUGCUGCAGAUGAAUGGGGGAAGGCUGGAAUGGAGUGUCCUGAAGUGGAAUACGCCCAGCAUUCAGUUUUAUGAGAGGAUUGGCGCGAAGGCUAUGACUGAGUGGCAGACUAUGAGGGUUGAUGGAGAAGGGCUGCGGGAAUUGGCAAAGAGGGCCAAUUAG